Molecule: messenger RNA, 1047 nt
Organism: Sungouiella intermedia
Lineage: Eukaryota; Fungi; Ascomycota; Pichiomycetes; Serinales; Metschnikowiaceae
Source: the annotation of a GenBank genome assembly
AUGGCUAUCCCUAAAACCCAAAAAGCUGUGGUUUUCGAGACCAACGGCGGUCCAUUGGAGUACAAGACCAUCCCAGUUCCUACUCCUAAGGACAAUGAGCUCUUGAUCAACAUCAAGUACUCCGGUGUUUGCCACACCGACUUGCACGCCUGGAAGGGUGACUGGCCAUUGGCCACCAAGCUUCCAUUGGUUGGAGGUCACGAAGGUGCCGGUGAGGUUGUUGCUAUCGGUGCCAACGUUAAGGGCUGGAAAGUCGGUGACUACGCCGGUGUCAAGUGGUUGAACGGCUCGUGCAUGCAGUGUGAGUUCUGUCAACACGGUGAUGAGCCAAACUGUGCCGAGGCUGACUUGUCCGGUUACACCCACGACGGUUCUUUCCAGGAGUACGCUACUGCUGAUGCUGUUCAGGCCGCUAAGAUUCCAGCUGGCACUGACUUGGCUCUUAUUGCUCCAAUCUUGUGUGCUGGUAUCACAGUCUACAAGGCAUUGAAGACCGCUAACUUGAAGGCCGGUCAAUGGGUCUGUAUCUCUGGUGCUGGUGGAGGAUUGGGUUCUUUGGCUGUCCAGUACGCCAAGGCCAUGGGCUUCAGAGUUGUUGGUAUUGAUGGUGGUGAUGAGAAGGGUGAUUUUGUCAAGUCUUUGGGUGCUGAGGCCUUCGUCGACUUCACCAAGACUAAGGACAUCGUUGCCGCUGUCAAGGAGGCCACCAACGGUGGUCCACAUGGUGCCAUCAACGUGUCUGUCUCCGAGGCUGCUAUUUCCCAAUCUGUUGACUACGUGAGAUCCACUGGUACCGUUGUUUUGGUUGGUUUGCCAGCUGGUGCCAAGGUUGUCGCUCCAGUGUUCGACGCUGUCGUCAAGUCCAUUUCCAUUUGCGGUUCUUACGUUGGUAACAGAGCCGACUCUGCUGAGGCCAUUGACUUCUUCACCAGAGGCUUGAUCAAGUGCCCAAUCAAGAUUGUUGGCUUGUCUGAGUUGCCAGAUGUCUACAAGUUGAUGGAAGAGGGUAAGAUCUUGGGUAGAUACGUUGUUGACACCACUAAGUAA